UUGAGUUUGGUUCUUUCUUAAUUGAGUCAAUUUUAGAUGAAGGUAACACAUCGAAUUCGCGUAUGCGGAUGUCAUACGUGCAUGAAAUAAAGCAAGUAGUAGGUGUUCAUAAAAUUAAUGUUUGCAGAGGUUUUUACGAACUCAAUACAACUUGGCAUGUUGAACAUGCUCCGCCUUAUUGAGGCAAAUGGGCGUUACUGCGCCGAGAACAGACACAAACAGUUUGUCCUUUUGCUGCAUUUUCAUUGGUCAAUAUGCCGAUGACGAAAGGAACUAGUGUUGUAAAGAAGAGAAGAGGUUUUGUUUGAAGAUUUCUCAAACAGUUUUUAGUGAGCAAUAGUAGGCAGUAGACGUGCUGUAGGUAGUGCAUAUCACGAACACAUAAUACAUCAAAUUCAAGUGACUUUUCAGCGUGAUAUAAUCAAUAUGGUGAAAAACGAAGAUCCAGUGCUACUUGUUCCAACAAUGGCUCGUACACCUCUCAAAUCUUCUUUUUCAAUAAAUUCAAUACUUCCCGAAACUAUUGAGGAGGCCACUUGUCCAGAAACAGCAUCAUCGCCUGCAACCAAUACCAUUUGCGAUUCCGAUCAAUACGAUUCCGAUGUAGAUCUUGACGUAACAACGACGACUCCACCGCCAAUGGAUUGCACGAAAACAUCGCUGGAAAACUCAGACUCCACCGGUAAAAAAGCAACUGAUAAAACAAACGAAAAACCACCAUACAGUUACAACGCUCUCAUAAUGAUGGCAAUAAGAAACAGUCCAGAGAAGCGGCUGACUCUAAAUGGAAUCUAUGAGUACAUCAUGAGGAACUUCCCGUACUACAGGGAGAACAAACAAGGCUGGCAAAAUUCCAUUCGCCACAAUCUGAGUUUGAACAAGUGCUUCGUUAAAGUGCCCCGACAUUACGACGAUCCUGGCAAAGGGAAUUACUGGAUGCUGGAUCCGUCAGCUGAGGAUGUUUUUAUUGGAGGAACCACAGGAAAACUCAGGAGAAGAUCAACUGCAGCAACCAGAUCCAGAUUGGCGGCUUUCAAAAGAACUGUUAUGCUAGGAGUAAACGGUGUGUAUCCUGCAUCGUUCCCUGCGUACAACUCAUCCUUGAUGGGAUUCUAUCCUAACCCAGCAUUGAUUGCAUCUAUGUACCAAAGAUACAACCCGUAUUUUGGUAAUUUGUUCCCAAAACCUACCGCCCCAUCACACCAAAGUUUCACAAUGGACAGGAUCCUUGGCAUUCCAUCUUCACCUUCGUCAUCUCCGUCGUCACCAGAUCGACCCAAUUCCACUGCAGCGAAUUAUUUUCCGACAUGUUACAAUCAUCAAAAUUUCAUUCACAGUCAGCAUUCCGCCAUGCCGCUGUUGAUGUCUCAAAUGUUGAUACCUCCUCCAUCACAACAAGAAGCGAACUCAAUCGUUAGACCAACGCCGAAAGAAAGUUUGUAUAAACCCGUAACUGUUAUUUCUCGGCAAUGUUAGAUUUUCUAGCCUGUCAGGUAGAUUACCUACAGUAACUAAUUCAUAAUUAUACCUAAUAUGAUUGGACUAGUAGGUAUUAGGACAAGUGAUCUCAUUUUUUUUAAAUAAUAACUUUGUAUCGAUAUACAAGGGGUGAAAUAACUGCAAUGUACAUAGGUGUGUAAAUAUUAAAUGCUUACCAAUAGUGAUGAUAAUUGUAGGCAGUGGGUAUUGAGUAGGAAGUCAACGUAGGUAGAUAAUGAGAGAAAUCUUCCCGAAAGAAAACGCUUAAAAGUGCUUAACUUUACUCCGACUUCACCUACAGGUACGACAGAAGUUCUUGCUAUCUAUUUAUUGUUUUGUACUAAACUAAACUUUAUUUAUAUAUAUGUGUGUGUAUAUUUA
Molecule: messenger RNA, 1860 nt
Organism: Agrilus planipennis (emerald ash borer)
Lineage: Eukaryota; Metazoa; Arthropoda; Insecta; Coleoptera; Buprestidae
Product: fork head domain transcription factor slp2-like
Exons: 1
Coding region: 427-1476 (349 amino acids)
Biological process (GO): regulation of transcription by RNA polymerase II
Cellular component (GO): nucleus
Molecular function (GO): DNA-binding transcription factor activity; sequence-specific double-stranded DNA binding
Source: RefSeq, a predicted model, not a curated record